AUGGAGCCCCGCAAAACCCCUCCAGAGUACUUCCUGGAGAUCUUCGCCGAUACCGCCGCAGUGCGCGAUGUGCUAAAAGGCAUCCUGAACCUCAUCUUCUUCCACCGAUACUUCCCGUCCGUCCGACCAACAUCCUUCGAGGUAUUGGACUUCUCACUCCCGGCAAUCAAAGAUGCGGACCUCGAGACCUUGAUCGAAUCCCGUGUUAGCGCGCUUGUGCGGCAGCAUCUCUCCCCCGCCGCUGGGGGCCAAGAUGGCAAAGUGGGCGCGGGCGGAGGUGUACGUGGUCGGAUUGCUGUGGAAUUCUACGAAAAGAAGCGGCGCCGCUCUGGACUUUGGUUUGGAGGACUAGCUGGGAAGGCAGAGGAGGAGGUCCUAUGGGAGAUUUGGACGUUGGAUGUGACCAUUGCCACCCCACGGACGGAUGCUGAACGAGCCAAGGUCGGCCUUGCCAUGAGCAAAAUGCUCCAGAAGGCCGCGUUCAAGAUCAGGGACAUUAUUCAUGAUAACAAUGACCAUAUUCCGCCAAUCACAACCAGUGACUCCAACCCAUUCCCUUAUCGCAUUGUUGUGAACCCAAGGACCGAUAGUUGGGGUAAUCGCAUUGGGCUGAAUUCGCAAACAUGA
Messenger RNA from Penicillium verhagenii, 627 nucleotides. Its product is annotated as autophagy-related protein 101. Gene Ontology annotation, cellular component: phagophore assembly site. Lineage: Eukaryota; Fungi; Ascomycota; Eurotiomycetes; Eurotiales; Aspergillaceae. The record is from RefSeq and is a predicted model, not a curated record. Bases 1 to 627 code for a protein of 208 amino acids. Gene Ontology annotation, biological process: autophagy; autophagosome assembly. The transcript is spliced from 3 exons.